This is a messenger RNA of Clonostachys byssicola, 1857 nucleotides long. The record is from the annotation of a GenBank genome assembly. Lineage: Eukaryota; Fungi; Ascomycota; Sordariomycetes; Hypocreales; Bionectriaceae.
AUGCAGGUUGAUCUAGCUGUUAGCAACGCGUUGAAGUCGACGGAGUUUAGCAAAGGCUUCCGACAGGCCGCUGCAGAUCGUGGAAACUGUCCCACUGGAGCUUGGGAAGAUGUCGGCUAUCCUGAGCACCCAGAGGACUCCUCACGGCUUUGGAUUGUCGAUAGAAUUCUGAGCCCGCAGACCUUUCCUCAUUUUCUAAGCUUCUUGGGCCACGGCCGUUUACCUGGUGGUAAGUUGACAAGUAUACCACUCCCUGCAGAAGAAGAGGUCAUGCUUCUGCUGCAACCAUACUCGAAUUGGGCAUCAGCGCCCUACAACAACAUUACGGAAACGCCGAUUGACAACUGUAUGAAGUUCAUGGGCUCGGACGAAGUCCUUCGCCAGCUCGUUCCCAUCACCAAGGAGCUUCAUUCAAUGAAGUCGAGGAUAUGGGAAGGGCUUCCCCCACUGUCGAAAAGAAGAUGGGAAGAUCUCGAUCUAGACAAUCCCGACAAUUUCAGGGCGGCGUGCAGGUACUUGGCCGUGACUACGGACGCUUUCAACUAUCUCAAUAUUCCUGUCAUAAAGUCCGCCAUGAGAGAUACGCACAACAGCAUUUACGAUGAGUUGGAGACUUUUGAAAAAGCCAUCAAUACUCGUCGUUCAGUCUCCGGCGAACAACCUUUAAGACUGGCAGCGUUGUGGUAUGAGUUUUUCAAUGGCCAUUGCUCGUUCAUUGCUUCACGUGCGCACACCUGGGUGAUUGAGAACAUAGAUCGGCUCAAGGAGAGCGUUCUAGAGAGAAUGGAGAACCUCGCUCCUGGCUCUGAUAAUGACUGGUUCGGAGGGGCAUCUCUAGAGCUGGCGGACAACAUAUACGAUCUGACACAGAAUGCAGCCGCCGCGGACAUCGGGAUUUACAUCCCCAUGGACGGAUACAAGGGCUCUGGGGUGGAAUCUGCAGACAACUGGAAGCCUGGCGAUUCUGACAAGGCUCCCUACCGUGAAUACCCAAUCGAGAGCCAUCCAUCGGUACAAAAGCGAACUGCAGACUACCAUGGGAGGCUAAAAUAUCUUACUCGUGUGGAGACAUGGAGGGGAAGGGAGUCGCAAAAUCCCGCCUUUGGGCCAGGAGGCAUGAAUGCAACUGAUCCUGCCACCUUUGGUAUCGGCGUUGUCGGCCAGUCUCGGAGCCAAGGUCAGGCACAAAAGAGCACACGUGCUGAAAUGCGUGGAUCUAUGAAACUACCAAAUACGAUUGGGAGAGAGAUGUGGAUUGACGAGCUCCGGCAACACAUUUCUAGCGGUCAAUUGAGGACCAGUUUCCUCAUCUACCGAACCUGUUUUGACCAUAGUGACGACCAGUGGGAACUUUUCAAGGCAAAAUUCGAGGCUGAUGUCAACGACUGGGGCCGAGAUCUCGAAGCGAUCGAUGACAUACAGAAUCUUUUCAAGGUGCAGUGGGUGGAUGUACGAGAUACAACUCAGAGGCCCGUUGAUAUUGAUGGAGCUAAAAGCCAAUUCCGAGCUCUCGUACAGAACGGCGCAAUCCCCGAUGGGUUCCAUGAUGGAUUCUUCCUCGCAGCAGACAAGUCAUCUAUCGACUCGUAUCUGCACCCCGGCCCCCAACAAAGCGGAUUCAUUAUCGCGGUGGACAACAAUUUCGAUCGCGAAGAUACCAGCGGUUACAGGAUGGACGAAACGCCUGGCUAUGACGGGCAAGUUAGAAUCCUGGGAAGUCUACUCUGGGAUGACGUGAGCGCACAAAUAUUGCGCCAGUCGCAAUAUCUAGAAGACAUCUGGCCACUGGCAAUGCAGAAUGAUCUUCAGGUGUAUGAAGGCCCUUGGAUCAAAGAGAAACUGAAGCCUAGUCAGUAG